CGUCCUCGUCCUCCUUCUCCUCUCCUUCCGCUUCGACCAAGCUCACCGUUCACUCCCCUUCCUCUUCCUACCCGUUCAAGUCACCAACUCCACCAAUACCACCAUCACCACCAUCUUCAGCGCAGUGCCGCCUCAGUCCAGCACACUAUUCUCCCCACCCCCCACCCCCCCACCCCAAGCUCUCUCCACCACCUCCCAUGGCGAAGAAAGCCAUAGCCCCUGCUCACACUCCUGCGAGCGAACCACCAUCCCUGAAUUCCAGCACAGUGUGCGACAUUACUGAUGGGAAGUGGGUGUACGACCCCAAGACGUACCCACUAUACAAUGAGGAUCGCUGUCCUUUCCUCAGUGACCAAGUGGUGUGCUUGAAGAACGGCCGGCCUGACUCCGGCUACCAGCACUGGCGAUGGCAGCCCAGAGGCUGUACUCUCCCUAGGUUUGAUGGUCGUCUGUUGCUGAAAAGACUGAGAGGGAAGCGUGUUUUGAUCGUUGGUGAUUCUCUAAACAGGAACCAGUUUGAAUCUUUUUGUUGUUUGCUCUACUCUUCUGUCAAGAGGCCUUCUCGCGUUUUGCUCCGAACGUCAAGCUCUGACUACAAGAUCUUCCAUGCUAAGGACUACCACCUCAAGGUUGAGUACUACCGGAGUCCAUUCUUAGUGAUGCUUGAUGAAUCAAAUGGCAAGAAAGUGUUGAAGCUUGAUAAGGUUUCAGACUGUGCAAGAAAAUGGCGAGGUGCAGAUGUGAUGGUGUUCAACACUGGUCACUGGUGGACCCACUAUAGGAACUACCUGAAAGCGUGGGAUUAUUUUGAGCAAGAUGGCAAGGAAGCUAAGAUGGAUUUAGAUGCAGCAUAUGCAGCAGCGUUGAAGACAUGGGCUCGCUGGAUUGACCGCAAUGUGGAUCCUGUAAAGACAAUGGUCUUCUUCAGGAGCGCCAACCCUUUGCACCAACCGGUGAGUAAACAAUGGUGCUUUAACCAAACCAGCCCGAUGACCAACGAACACUACAGACAGUGGUUUCCCAGGUCCAUGAUAUCUACGGUGGAGAGGACAAUCAAAGAAAUGAGAACACCAGUUAAAUACCUGAACAUCACGAGACUCACAGAAUACCGAAGAGAUGCACACACGUCUGUGUACACCAGCAGGCAAGGGAAGCUCUUGACUGUCGAACAGAGAAGUCAGCCAAGAAACUUCGCUGACUGCAGCCACUGGUGCCUUCCCGGAGUACCUGAUACCUGGAACCUACUGCUAUAUGCCUCCAUCAUUGGAACACCCUCUCUGGUAUUAUAGUUCUUUUCUGUUGCAUUCUAAUUGCAAUACUGUGUCAUCUGAGCAUGAAUAUAUUUAUUGUAAACAACACACAUUGUCUUGUCAUUGAAGAAAAUAAGCAGAAUAAAUAAAAUCUGUGCUUUCGCUGUAGAAAUUUUUUCCAGUGAAUAUUCUUGAUCCAACCGCUCAUAAAUUGGCAUGUUUCCAUGCCUUUAGUUAGCUGUCCAGGUUACAAGUUUCUUAUGAAUUUUCAUUUUCACUACUGUUUUGCUAAAUUACCCGUGUAGAAUAUGCUUAUG
Molecule: messenger RNA, 1567 nt
Organism: Dioscorea cayenensis subsp. rotundata (Guinea yam)
Lineage: Eukaryota; Viridiplantae; Streptophyta; Magnoliopsida; Dioscoreales; Dioscoreaceae
Product: protein trichome birefringence-like 3
Exons: 5
Coding region: 198-1289 (363 amino acids)
Cellular component (GO): Golgi apparatus
Molecular function (GO): O-acetyltransferase activity
Source: RefSeq, a predicted model, not a curated record